CCCAGAUCCAUCGCAGAUAUCGAUCCGAGACACGCCAUGGCAGCGAAGCAACGCUUGCAGGAGCUCUUUGCCAAAUACGACACCUCUGGAGAUGGGGUCCUCAGCGAAGAGGAAAUGACUGCAGUCUUUGAAGCCAUCGGCAUCAAGAAGAACAAGGCUCAAGCCAUGUUUCAAGCCGCUGACGCGGACCAGGAUGGCACCAUCAAUUGCCACGAAUUCAUUUCGUGGCUCACCAAGCAGCGCUUGAAGUAUGCCUUGAAACAGCAUACCGAAGAGGGUGCAGAACGUGGCGAAGGCAAAUAUUGGACGAUGAUCAUCACCAACGCCUCGGACCGCGUGGGGAAGAAAGUGACCAUCAAUUUCACAAAAUGCCAAAAUAUGGAGUUCCCUGAGGGAAACCCAUGCGAGUUCACCUUGAAACCCGGUGAGCAGCUGGAGACGCCGGUGGUGAUGAAACAGAACGGGAGGCCUUGGCGUUACAGCUGGCGCUCAUCCAGCAAGUCCGUCUUCACAGGUAUCGAAGAUGAUUUGUCCAAUGCCUUCACAGAUCCUGAUUUCCCUCAUGAUGAAAACAGCAUCGGUAAGUCCACCACCUCCUUCAGCUGUGGUUCGGCAGACCAAUGGGUGCGCGCGCGCAUGUUGGGGGAUCCUGCUGAGGCGCUUCUCUUUGAGGAAGUUCGGCCACAAGAUGUGCAUCAGGGCAGCCUGGGAGAUUGUUGGCUGAUGGCUGCGCUGAGCUGUUUGUCCGACUAUCCGGGGAAGUUGAAGAGUCUUUUCAAAGAUCGGCACAUCACGGAGGAUGGCAAAUACGAAGUGUACCUCUUUGAUCUCGAGAAAGAUGAGUGGGCCACGGUCGUGGUGGACGAAUUCCUGCCCUGUAAGAUCAGCUAUGGGCAGCCGCGACCCGUCUUUGCGGAACCCUUGGGCGAGGAGAUUUGGGUCGCCCUUUUGGAGAAGGCCUUCGCCAAGUUCUGUGGAAGCUAUGGAGCCUUGUCCGGUGGAGGAGUGGCCUUUGCCUUUCAGGUCUUGACUGGAAAGCCUGAUGUGAUCUCCUAUGAGAAACAGAAAGACGCCACCUGGCGAAGGCGCAGGCUGAACCGCGAGAGGCAGAAGAAACGAGGAACCCGCAAUCCGAGGGGUACAUCCUGGACGUGGAAAAACAAGACGUCCACCAUUGAUACUGACAAGUUGUUCGAGGUUCUCUCAGGACAUUGCGCCGACAAGCACGUGUUGGGCUGCAGUAUGUCCAGCAAGGGAGCCGGUGUUGAGGAGGCUAAGGCUAGUGGCCUGUACAGCAGGCACGUCUACUCCUUGCUGAAAGUCAUGACCGAGACCCUGGAUGACGGAAGUCCCGUGCGUUUGGUGCAUCUCCGUAAUCCUUGGGGCCACAAGGAAUGGAAUGGAGAUUGGGCUGAUCAAGGUGAUCAAGAAGAAAGCAAGUGGAAGGAGAACCCGCAGUUGGCUGAACGCCUGUCGAACACCAAGAGGAACGACGGCUGCUUCUACAUGUCCUUUGAAGAUUGGGUGUCAGCCUUCACCUGCGUUUCGCUGUGCCCGGUGGGCGUCAACGCCGUGCCACCCGAGGAGGAGGAUCCGGAGGAGGAGGCCGUGGAGCAGGACUGCCUCUCCAGUGAGAAUGAAGAAUUUGUAUCCUCUGACCGCGAGUGAGUGGACCGCGAGGCCAAACAAGCUCUCGAGAUCGGUGCUGACCUCAUUGCAAGGUGUUCAGCUGGCCGUUGGUUGGUGUUGGA
This is a messenger RNA of Cladocopium goreaui, 1751 nucleotides long. Lineage: Eukaryota; Dinophyceae; Suessiales; Symbiodiniaceae. The record is from the annotation of a GenBank genome assembly.